UUCGUCAUUUAUAUUUCUCACAACGUCGAAAAUGCAUCUCGUCGGUUUCUUUUUACUCGUAAUUUUACUCUACGAAUCCUCGUAUUGCGUGAUGAGUCAUUUACCCAAAGGAGUUUAUUUCACUUCUUUGGAUUCGUCGGGCAAUAUAUCGAUGUAUUGGUCGUUAGAUUAUAAUCAAAAAUACGUGCGUUUUGAAAUCCAUUUACCCCUACGUAAGUGGGACUGGUUCGCGAUUGGAUUCUCUGAUUAUGGAGAACCGUAUCCGGCUGAUUUAUGUAUUUUGUGGAGUGAUCGUAAAUGGAAUACUCAGUUCCAAGAUUUUUGGACAGACGAAAUAGGUGAUAUACAUUUAGACGAGAAACAAAAUUGCGAAGAUUUCGACAUCGAUUUCCACGAACAUUUUACCAAGUUCACAUUUUCUCGGAAAUUCGAUACGUGUGAUGAAUUCGAUUACGUUAUCGAGGAUGGAACAACUCAUAUAGUAUGGAUGAAAGGAAACGGUUUACUCGCCAAUUUAGAAGGUCUAAAUGUUGACCACGCUUCUAAAUACGGAAUGCAGAGAACUCAAUUAUUAAAAAACCCCGAACUACAAAAAAUCAAAUUCCCCCAAGACACCAGAACGGUUGAAUUUCGAGCUAAUAAUGUUCAAGUGCCCGGCGAUGAUACUACAUAUUGGUGUUAUGUUCAAAAAAUUCCCGAAUUUUUAUCAAAAAUUCAUCAUGUUAUUCAAUUUGAAGCUGUAAUUCAAAGUGGAAAUGAGGGAUUAGUUCAUCACAUGGAAGUAUUUCAUUGCGAGGCAGCGUAUGAUAAAGAUAUAUCCUCGUAUAAUGGACCAUGUACUCACCCUGAUAGACCAAAAGAUACUGAAAUUUGUAAGAAAGUCAUGGCAGCUUGGGCUAUGGGUGCUACCCCAUUUUUAUAUCCCAAGGAAGCUGGUUUACCCAUUGGAGGCAAACGUUUCAACCCUUACGUGAUGUUAGAGGUGCACUACAAUAAUCCUGAAAUGAGAUCAGACUUUGUGGAUAGCUCAGGAGUCCGACUAUAUGUAACACCAACGUUACGAAAAUACAACGCUGGAGUGAUGGAAUUGGGCCUAGAAUACACAGAUAAGAUGGCGAUUCCACCCAAACAGGAAUCCUUUUCUCUAUCCGGUUAUUGUAUAUCAGAAUGUACUGCUGUGAGCUUGCCACCUCAAGGAAUUACCAUAUUUGGAUCUCAAUUACAUACUCAUUUGACAGGAGUACAAGUGCUAACACGACAUAUUCGUGAUGGAAGAGAGCUGCCGGAAUUGAACCGAGAUAAUCAUUAUAGUACUCAUUUUCAAGAAAUCAGGCUUCUUAAAAGGCCUGUGAAUAUUUUACCAGGAGAUGCUUUGAUCACAACCUGCAGAUAUAAUACCGAACAAAGAGAAAACAUUACUCUCGGAGGGUUUGCCAUUAAAGACGAAAUGUGCGUGAAUUACGUCCACUACUAUCCGAAAAUCGAGUUGGAAGUUUGCAAAAGUUCCAUUAGUUACCAAACCUUAUUUACUUACUUCCGUUACAUGAAUGAAUGGGAAAAUCAAAACACCAGUUCGCAAUACGGUAUUAGUACGAAUUAUGGAAAUAUCAAUUGGAAUAAAGAUAGAGUUGGCGAUUUACAAAGUUUGUUCGACGAUAUGACAUUAUCGAUGCAAUGCAACGCCAGUACAGGUUUAAGAUUUCCUGGUGACUGGGAAAAUGUACCUUUAACUCACGUACAUUACCCUCUUCCUCCACCAAUUCGAAGUUGCAAACAAGAUGAAUUGAUUGUGUAGCAAUAUGAUACCUACUCACAUGGACCAUACCAAGUUACCUAUCGUUUAACCAUUGAGAAAUAAAUGUAAAUGUAACUUACAUAAGAAAAAAUUACAUAUCCAUUAAGCAACUUAGACAUGAUACUUAGGUACCUACCCCUCAUCAUACUCUAAGGUAAGAAUUAAAUACAAAGGAAAAUAUCCACCUUGGUUGCAGAUGCAGGUAGACAGAUAAUAAUGGUUCGUUAUGUUUUUAAGCAAUAAAUUUGUACCAACUAAA
Planococcus citri (citrus mealybug) is the source of this 2054-nucleotide messenger RNA. RefSeq names its product dopamine beta-hydroxylase-like. Gene Ontology annotation, molecular function: copper ion binding; dopamine beta-monooxygenase activity. Gene Ontology annotation, cellular component: secretory granule membrane. The record is from RefSeq and is a predicted model, not a curated record. Lineage: Eukaryota; Metazoa; Arthropoda; Insecta; Hemiptera; Pseudococcidae. Gene Ontology annotation, biological process: octopamine biosynthetic process; dopamine catabolic process; norepinephrine biosynthetic process. The transcript is spliced from 9 exons. The coding region runs from base 32 to 1795 and encodes 587 amino acids.